AUGAUUAUUACUGAAAUCAAUUCAAAAGAACCUAUUAUAGACAUUGAUUAACAUCAAUAAUAAUUUGAAGAUAGAGAAAAUAAAGUAAGCUAAUCUAUUAAGUAGAGUCCAAAUGAAUUUAUUGUUAUAGAAGUAGAAAAACAAUAAGAAUAAUCAGAAUUGUAAGAGAUCUAUGAAGAAUAAUUAGACAAAUAAUAAUUAAAGUAAAAAGAAAUGGAAAGAUUAGAAAGAAUCAAAAAGUACAUACUUCAAGAUCAUUAGAAUACCAAUCACUUUGAAAAGAUAGCUAUCUACUAUCAAUGAAUUAUCAGACCAAUCCAUUAAUAAUAGUUGUUCUCCUUAAAUUGAUGUAGAUCAUCCUCAUUAUAAAAAAGUUAAUAAAGAUGUAUCAAUCAAUUCAGCUAAGUAGUUUUUAUUCCAAAUACAAGAAGAAAAUAAAUAAACAGAACCGAUUUAGUAAAAAUAAUAAAAAAAGAGGUUUAAAAAGAAAAAGAAGAAAAAGCAAAUAUCUCGUUAAUUAACUCAAUCAUCUCUACCUAUUCCUGAAAUUAAAUAUUAAUAAAAUAUGAAUUUCAAAUUUUAUUUUAGAGAUUAAAGAAUAGAUUGUAGUUGGAAAUUAUUGUUUACUUAUAUUACUAUUAUAAUUUUAAGUAAUAUCGUACUUUAAACUAUUGAAAUAAUAAGGUAUUCUUAAAGUGUGUGUAAAUUAGAAGGCAUAGAAAAUUUAUUUAUUUAUGCUAAUCAAUUAUUCUAUAUCUUAGGUAAAAUUGGAUUAUUGAGUUUAAAUUACUAAGAAUUUACAAAUACAUUACCUACUAAAUCAAAAAUCCCUCUGUUUAAUUUAGUAAUC
This is a messenger RNA of Paramecium sonneborni, 850 nucleotides long. The record is from the annotation of a GenBank genome assembly. Lineage: Eukaryota; Ciliophora; Oligohymenophorea; Peniculida; Parameciidae.